UUCAUAGCCUGAUUACGCCCCAAAGGCCCACCUCCAAAUACCAUCACACUGGGGAUUCAGUCUCAACAUAAGAAUUUUGAUAGGAUACAAAUAUUCAGUCCCUAGCAGGAGCGCAGAGAGGCAGGAGGAAGGAGUAGGAGAGUCAGGAGGCCCCUCGAAAGUUGACUUUCUGAAAGAGAAUGAGGCUGGAUUGUUCCAGCUUUGCAGAGGCCAGGAGGUGAGCGCCAUUGUGGGAACUGCAAGUUCAGCUGGAGUAUAGAGAGCAAGGUGGGGAGAGGGAAGCAGUGGCCAGGUCAGCUUCGGCUUCUUGAAUUCUGGACUUGAUCCUAAUGUCAAGCUUCCCCAAGGGGAGCUGUAGAGGCUAUAGAGUGGUUCUAGGUGUGGCAGUGGCAGGUAAAUGUGUGCUUUAAGAAGGUCAUUCUGGCUGUAGGAUCAAGAAUGGCUGGGGAAAGAGGAGGGCAGGAGCAGAGGGACAUGGGGUAGCUGCUGUGGGGACAGAGACAUGUUAAGGUUAGUAACGUUUUAAAUUGAUAGUAACCUAAAUGCAUAAGUAUAUAAAUCUUAUGUGUCCAUAAGAUGAAUGUUUACAAUUUUAGAGUUCCAUGUAACCACCCUGCAGAUGAACAUAGAUCUUUUACAGGUCCCCCAGCCCUUCCUAUCCCCGACCCCAGAAAAUUUCCCUCGUGACUCUCUCCAGGGUGUCCUUCUCCCUCCCCUGGGGAACCACUGCUCUGACUUAUAUCAUCACGGAGUAGUUCUGCCUUUUUUUUGAAUAUUUGCAUAUAUCUUGUGUCUGGCUUCUUUCACUCGGCAUGAUGUCUGUGAGAUGCAUCUGUGUCGUGUGCAUCCAGGAGCUGGAGCUCUUUUUUUUUUUUUCUCCAGUGUGGAAUAACACAUUCACUGAGCACUUAUCACUAAUCUAAGAACAUGUGACAUGUGUUGAUGCUUCUCAACCUCCCAACCCUAUGAGGUCUUAAGACAAAGAAUUGGAGGCACAGAGAGGUUAAGGAACUUGCCCAGGAUUACCCAGCCAAUUAAUAGUGGAGCCAGAGUUCAAAAGCAGGUAGUCUGGUUCUGGAGCCGAAGUUCUUAACACUAUGCCAUGUGGCCUCCAUUAUACCUACUGGGUCUGUCCCUGGCUUUGUGUGGAUUAAAUAGAUUUACGUGAACUCCCAGGUAUGGGGUGCCUGGAUGUAGAUGGAGGGAGAGAGAGGAAGGAGUUGAGGAUGACUGCAGGUUUCUGGCUUGAGUGACUGGGUGGGUGGUGGGGCUGUUACUAAGAUAGGGAACACAGGAAGAGGAACAGAUGGCAUGGGGGGUGGGGAACAGAGACAAGGGGUUCGAUUUGGGGCCUGCAGAAUUUUAUGUUUCUAGGGGAUAGCUGGGCGGAGACACCAAGUGGGCAGCGGGUCCUGGGGGAUCUCAGGCUGGGAGUGUGGUGAAGGAGGCGUUCACGGCCCUGUAGAUGGCAUCUGGAACCUGGGAAAGGAUGGGGUCUCUUGGCAGGAUGCAAUGGGGACAGGAUGUGUGGGUGGUGUUUGUCCAUAUGUGUGUUUCCGUGUGGUCUGUGCAUGUGUGUACACGUGUGUAUGCCUGCCUCUGGGUCAUGAAUCCCCCACCUCCUGGGAGAGCCUGCAGGUCAGCUGGGAGCUGGGUUGUUUUUGUUUGUGGUUUGACCCUGCGGGGCGGGGGGGUGCCAAGCCUGAGAAACUACCCACGGAGAAGCCCCCGGAAACAUCUGUGAGUCUUCUUCCCCCAGGCCCAGGGUGGGGGAUUGGCCAGGGAGGGAGAUUUUCUUGUUCUCUCACGCUUGCCUAGGGGAGGCUGUCCCUGGGGUAAACAUUUUCCAGUUAGUAAGGUUGACAGCAAACCCUACAGGAUUCGGGGACUUGGUAGGUGGCUGGGCAGAGGGGGAAGGAGUGCUUGGAAAGGACACCUGAGUAGAGGAGACCAAGACAGCCUUCUGGUUGGUUUUUCCUGUUCUCUCUCAUUUCCUGUGAUGGCAGUGGGGGAAGGGUUCCCCAGCAUUGGGGCCUCGGCCUCAGCUUCAACUUCCUUUCCCUUUCCCUCUGGUGACCUCCCCGAAGGCCCAGCUGGAGCAACAGACACAAGGCUGUCUGUCCCCAGACCCCAGAGCACCUCCGGCACCACCAUGACUGGGCUGUUGAAGAGGAAAUUUGACCAGCUGGAUGAGGACAACUCCUUGGUCUCCUCCUCCUCCUCUUCCUCUUCCUCUGGGUGCCAAUCUCGCUCCUGCUCCCCAAGCUCAAGCUCUUCUGUCUCCCGUGCCUGGGACUCAGAGGAGGAAGGCCCCUGGGAUCAGAUGCCCCUGCCUGACCGUGACUUCUGUGGCCCCAGAAGUUUCACCCCCCUGUCUAUCCUGAAGCGGGCUCGCCGGGAGCGCCCAGGCCGUGUAGCCUUUGAUGGGAUCACCGUCUUCUACUUUCCCCGUUGCCAGGGCUUCACCAGUGUGCCCAGCCGUGGUGGCUGUACUCUGGGUAUGGCCCCUCGCCACAGUGCCUGCCGCCGCUUCUCUUUGGCUGAGUUUGCACAGGAGCAAGCCCGUGCACGGCACGAGAAGCUCCGCCAGCGCUUGAAAGAGGAGAAGUUGGAGAUGCUGCAGUGGAAGCUUUCGGCAGCCGGGGUACCCAAGGCAGAGGCAGGGCUACCACCUGCGGUGGAUGCCAUUGAUGACGCCUCUGUGGAGGAGGACUUGGCAGUCGCUGUGGCAGGUGGCCGGUUGGAAGAAGUGAGCUUCCUACAGCCCUACCCAGCCCGGCGACGUCGAGCUCUGCUGAGGGCUUCGGGCGUGCGAAGGAUCGAUCGGGAGGAGAAGCGAGAGCUGCAGGCACUGCGCCAAUCCCGGGAGGAUUGUGGCUGUCACUGCGAUAGGAUCUGCGACCCUGAGACCUGCAGCUGCAGCCUAGCAGGCAUCAAGUGUCAGAUGGACCACACAGCAUUCCCCUGUGGCUGCUGCAGGGAGGGCUGUGAGAACCCCAUGGGCCGUGUGGAAUUUAAUCAGGCGAGAGUUCAGACCCAUUUCAUCCACACACUCACCCGCCUGCAGUUGGAACAGGAGGCUGAGAGCUUUAGGGAGCUAGAGGCCCCUGCCCAGGGCAGCCCACCCAGCCCUGGUGAGCAGGCCCUGGUCCCUGCUUUCCCACUGGCCAAGCCCCCCAUGAACAAUGAGCUGGGAGACAACAGCUGCAGCAGCGACAUGACUGAUUCUUCCACGGCAUCUUCCUCAGCAUCAGGCACUAGUGAGGCUCCUGACGGCCCUACCCACCCAGGCCUGCCUGGCCCUGGCUUCCAGCCUGGCGUGGAUGACGACAGCCUGGCACGGAUCCUGAGUUUCAGUGACUCUGACCUCGGCGGGGAGGAGGAGGAAGAGGAGGAAGGGAGUGUGGGGAACCUGGACAACCUCAGCUGCUUCCAUCCAGCUGACAUCUUUGGUACUAGUGACCCUGGUGGCCUGGCCAGCUGGACCCAUAGCUAUUCUGGCUGUAGCUUCACAUCGGGCAUCCUGGAUGAAAAUGCCAACCUCGAUGCCAGCUGCUUCCUAAAUGGUGGCCUUGAAGGGUCAAGAGAAGGCAGCCUUCCUGGCAACUUAGUGCCACCCAGCAUGGACGCUGGCCAGAGUAGCUCAGUGGAUCUCAGCUUGUCUUCUUGUGACUCCUUUGAGUUACUCCAGGCUCUGCCAGAUUAUAGUCUGGGGCCUCACUACACAUCACAGAAGGUGUCUGACAGCCUGGACCACAUCGAGGCACCUCACUUCCCCCUGCCUGGCCUCUCUCCACCUGGGGAUGCCAGCAGUUGCUUCCUGGAGUCCCUCAUGGGCUUCUCCGAGCCAGUCGCUGAAGCCCUAGAUCCCUUUAUCGACAACCAGUUUGAGGACACUGUCCCAGCAUCUCUAAUGGAGCCUGUGCUGGUGUGAGGACCAGGAUGCCUUUUCCCAGCCCCAAGGGACCUGUUGCUGCUUUCUUGUAAUUGUGGGGCUCCCCAGAGUCUCUGUAACAGUCUCCCACUGGCUGGCUCACUCACAGGUGCCAUGCGCACACUCCUGGUUUUCAUACAGUUCUCUGGAUUUAUUUAUUUGUUUUAACUUUUCUGUGCUGAAGAGAGGAUUGGGGGGAGGGGCUUCCCGUUUCAGCUGCCCGGACCCCCACACCCACAGUUUGCUCUUCCAUCUCCACAAUGUGAGCCUGGAAGAGGAGAAAAUGUGGCUCCUCUGGAGCUUGGCAGACCACUUUUCGGUCUUUGCAUGAUGUUCCUUAGCCCAAAGACGGUGAGACAGGGCUGAAAUCAGGUGGCUUCUGCCAUGCUGAGCCCUAGACCCAUGGGUGGCUAAAUCCUCUGGACUGUGAAGACUAUAAUUUAUUUCCAUAAUUUAUUUGGAGAUUGAGGAGGCUUUGGUUGCACCUCUCUGGCUGGUGGGUAGUGCCGGGGUGGGGUGGGCACAGGCCCUCAAGGAGCCCCUUUUGCCUUGUAGUCUUAUACCUUGCCCUGCCUGGGCUUUGGUGCAGACUGGGUGUGGAUUUGAGCUCUAUGAUCUGUGUUUGCUGCCUGGCUCCUGGAUGGCUAUGCAGGCAGGUGCUGGCCAAGGACAUCAUCUAGGCAGGGGGAGAGGCUGGGCUAACCAGCUGUGACCAAAACUCCCUUCUGCCCCACCCUGCCCCCUCCACUUCCUGCCCUCUGUUCCAUCUUCCCCUUCCCCAAAGGCCGUAGCCUUUAUUCCAGGCCCAGGGAUGUAGGAGGGGGAAGGAGGAAACAGGAGGCCCAGAGAGGGCAAAGGGCCUACCUCGGGCGCGAACCAUGCCCCAGACUAUUAUCUCAGGGCUUUCUGGGCACUGCACUUUGGCCUGGCCCACCUGCCCAUGCCCUGAGGCCAUUUGGUGAGGGGUGGCUCCUGAGAGCUUUUAUACCCUUUGUUUGCUAAUGUUUAAUUUUGCAUCAUAAUUUCUACAUUGUCCCUGAGUGUCAAAACUAUAAUUUAUUCCAUUUCUGUGUCAGUGCCAAGAAACGCAGGCUCUGGGCCUGCCCCCUUGCCCAGGAGGCCUUGUCAGCCUGUGUGCUUAUGGGAACACCUUGUACCUGAGCUUACAGGUACCAAUAAAGAGGCUUUAUUUUUAA
Messenger RNA from Cercocebus atys (sooty mangabey), 5130 nucleotides. RefSeq names its product cysteine-serine-rich nuclear protein 1 (gene CSRNP1). Lineage: Eukaryota; Metazoa; Chordata; Mammalia; Primates; Cercopithecidae. The record is from RefSeq and is a predicted model, not a curated record. Gene Ontology annotation, molecular function: sequence-specific DNA binding; DNA-binding transcription factor activity, RNA polymerase II-specific. Gene Ontology annotation, biological process: regulation of transcription by RNA polymerase II. Gene Ontology annotation, cellular component: nucleus. The transcript has 5 exons. Bases 2000 to 3934 code for a protein of 644 amino acids.